Callorhinus ursinus (northern fur seal) is the source of this 2296-nucleotide messenger RNA. It is a transcript of the gene ACTMAP, whose product is annotated as actin maturation protease. Lineage: Eukaryota; Metazoa; Chordata; Mammalia; Carnivora; Otariidae. The record is from RefSeq and is a predicted model, not a curated record.
CUGAGCCAAAGGCAGGCAGACGCUUAACGACUGAGCCACCCAGGCGCCCCAGACAUGGGGUUUCAACAAGUAGGAGCCCAGAUCACACAGGGCAUGGGUGCCACGUAGAGGAAGGUGGACUAUCACUAUCCUGAGGGCACUGGGGAGCUUCAGAAGGGCUUUGCACAGAGAGGGAGGCUACCUGUGGGGACUGGAGGUGGUGAGACAGUCAAGGGGUCCAGGAGGAAGCUGGAGCACCCAGAGAUCCAGGCGGGAGGGGGCUAGACCCACGCUGGGGCUGUGGUGACCCGGUGUAACAAUGAGUGAAUUGCCCAGACUCAGGGAAGAAACUUCCAGCUCUCUAGACAAGUUUUUAAUCUGUUUGGUUAGGACAUUUGUCAGGCACUAUUCUAAGUGUGUUUAGAUAUUUAUUUCAUCCUUUCAGUGAUUCUGUAGGAUAUUAACUAUUAUGUCAUAUUCCAGAUGAGGAAACCGAGGCUCACAGAGCUGAAGUCCCUUAGCCACAGCACUUAGAAGAGCCCAGUUUGCAUUCUGGCAGCAGGCCUUCAUGCUUUUAAGCACUGUGCUAACAUCUUCCCAUCAGGACUGUGCUCCAAACUGGGGACCAGGAGCUUUGGGUUUUCUCCCCAGCCUUAACUCUUUCCACUGGCCUUGGAACGGAAAUACUGGAUACGCUUGUUGCCCAGCCCCUCCUCAGCCCGGGGCCUCAUCCAGAUCAAACUUUUCUGAGUGACUUCCCCAAGGGUGGGGCUGGGCAGGCCUGCAAGAGCUCACUAUCCAGGUGAUCUCUUAGGCCUGUGGAGCACGCUCUUACCUGGUUCUACUCUAGGCUGAGUUAAGGGAUUUUCAUCCCUAAUGAACAGGCUUGAGAAGGGAAAAAUCACAGGAAGGGUUUGGGUCUAGAGACACCCCCCCCCUUCGAGAAAUUUCCUCUAGUAAAUCCAUUUUUCUGGCUCUGAGUUGCAAACAUUUUGCACAUCUGUUCUUCCUUUCAAUGACCGAGAGAAGGAGCAGGUGGAAGGAUGAUCACCGCUGAGCGGAUGAGGACGCGGAGGCUCGGGCAGGGAGACACGCCUCAGCGGGAGAAGGAAGUCAGCGUCAGAGCCUGGAGCUGCCCUCCGCCUUAGGACAGCCAGACCCGGGUUCCUUUCCCCAUCCCUCAACACUCCACUCCCAGUCAGACCUCAAGGGGGGAUCUAGGAGCUGGUUCCCAUGUGACCUGAGCAUGCUCUGAUUCAGUUUCAGAAGUGACUUGCAAUGGAUCCUCUUCUGUGCCGACCUGCCCUCCCUCAUCCAGGAAGGCCCUCAGUGCGGGCUGGUGGCCUUGUGGAUGGCAGGCACACUGCUGGCACCGCCCAGCGGCAUCCCCCUGGAGAGACUGGAGCAGAUGGCCGUGGAGAGAGGCUACACAGCCCAGGGAGAGAUGUUCUCCGCUACGACGAGGACUUCAACCACGAGCCAUGUCAGAGGAAGGGCCACAAGGCCCACUGGGCGGUGAGCACAGGGGUCCUGCUGGGUGUGCAGGCCGUGCCAAGCCUCGGCUACUCUGAGGACCCCGAGCUGCCAGGUCUGUUCCACCCAGUGCCCAACACGCCCCGCCAGCCACCAGCCCUGCCAGAGGAAGGCUCCCCAGGAGCCGUCUACCUUCUCUCCAAGCAGGGCAAGAGUUGGCAUUACCAGCUGUGGGACUACGACCAGGUCCGGGACAGCAAUCUACAGCUGACGGACUUCUCGCCGUCACGGGCCACGGACGGCCAGGUAUACGUGGUGCCUGCAGGCGGGGUGCGGGCCGGCCUCUGUGGCCAGGCCCUGCUCCUCAGACCCGGGGACUCCAGCCACUAGCCUGCUGCAGCCCUGAGGCCGGCUGACAGGGCCCCCGGCCACAGCUUGGGGUCUGUCACUGUGUGAAGAGUGCUCCGGUUUCUCCCUUUGCAAGAGCCCGCCAAGUGUAGGCUGUGUUCCCGAAGACCUCCAGCCAGAGACCCUCUGCGCGGAGGUCCCCUUCCACCCGUCCGUCCGGUCCCAGGCCCCUUCUCCCAUGCCCACUCCCCCCAGUAUUGGGCUCCUGAUGUGUGGCUGGGGUUCAAGCCAGGAGCCAACCAGACAGGCUCCCUCUCCAGGGAAGAGACUUGGCCACAGCUCGGCCCUCAGGUCCUGCCUGUAUGCCCCACCUCAGUGUUGCAUCCAGCCAUUUCUCACUGGUGACCAGCCUCCCUUAAAGCACCCGCCUCGGGCGCCUGGGUGGCUCAGUUGGUUAAGCGACUGCUUUCGGCUCGGGUCAUGAUCCUGGAGUCCC